Molecule: messenger RNA, 1416 nt
Organism: Closterium sp. Naga37s-1
Lineage: Eukaryota; Viridiplantae; Streptophyta; Zygnematophyceae; Desmidiales; Closteriaceae
Source: the annotation of a GenBank genome assembly
AUGGGAAGUCGGUCUUUUAGCGGUACUACUACAUGUCGCCGAUCCGUCCAGCUGGCACUCGAGAAAUUUCAACAACCAACAGCGCUCUCAGUCGAAUCACCACAGUCUGUUUCCCCAUCCUCGGAAGUUUCCCCGCCCUCCGUUUCCCCAUGGGCGCAACGGAUCCCGCGGCCGCCAUACCGCCGAGACGCAAUAGGAGCGGACUUAUCCCCGGAAAGAUCCGCAGCUGCGGCUGUGGCGGGCGCGGAGUAUUCGUUCCGAGACAGUCAGACGAGUCCAACUCGGCGCGCAGCGGCGCCCGGCGGAGGCCCGAGGAUGAUUACGCGGCGUCGAACGAGCCCGCGGAGUACGGCGCGCGAGGCGUCGCCCAGCGGCAGCGGUGCGAAAGCAGUCGCGUUUUUCCUGGGGGAACCCGCCGCGACAGGCCCGACGGUCAUGCGGCGGGCAAAAACGCUUCCGCUCAGAGGGGAAGCCGGAGCUGGCGGUCUGUUAUGCGCGGAGGUCCCGUCCCCGCCCGCCUACCCCAAGCCCGCGCAGCCCUCCCCGCGCACGCAGCGCAUCCUGCAGUCGCUGUCGGACUUUCGCGGCCAGCCCUACUCGCCGCCGGCGGCAGCAGCGUCGCGGAGUACUUCUACAGCUGGCGGCGCGGCUGCGGGCGGCGGUGAUGUGGGAGGAAAUGGAAAGGACGCUGCGCGUCCAAACGCUGCUGUUUCCGCGGGCAGGGGGGAACACUGUUGCAUGGGAUACAAAACUGCGCACGCUUCUACUGACUGCCCGCGCUCCGAGUACAGCUGCCCGCGAUCCAAUCUCUGCCGCGAGGCCCACGCGCAGCAGCAGCGGCUUCGCAUCACAGCCCAGGAGAUGAGAUAUCGCGAACAGCAACAACAGUCCCAGUCCCAGUCGCAGUCGCAGGCGCAGGCGCAGCAGGUGUAUCUCCAGCUACAGGGGCCGCCCGGGCGAAGCAUUGCGAUGAUUACGACGCGCGCGGGCGGCGUAGCGCCGUCAUCCGACGGCCAUGAUCACUACGGGCUUGAUCCGGGCCGCCACCAGCAGUACUAUUCUCGGCCUGUGGCCGCUGCAGCCGGCGCGCCGCGGUGUGGCCGUCACGAGGCGCACUCCGCCGGACGCGCCCCUCCUUAUAAUGACUCCGCCUCGAACGCAAAUCCGUUGGGUGAUGACGCGGCGCGGGUUCAAUGCCACGCGGUCUCGCCGCGGUUCUACACGCCUAUCCGUCCUCUCAGCCUGGCAGGCGACUCGCGGGGGCGCGCGCACGUCGAAGGCGCGAGCCCGGUUUCUCCCGUGUCGCUGGUCGCGCAGCGCCUGGAGGUGUGGUUCGAGGAGGCCACGUCAGCAGGGUCGUGGCCGCAUUCCCGCCACAGCUCAUCCCGCGCAUCAGUCGCGUCAGCAGGAUCAUGA